AGAAAGAAAUUAAUAAGGUGCCAACAAAAUAAGAGCUGGCCACAUGAACGAGGAAAUGGACAAACAGCCACCAAACCCAAACGUGAGCUACCAAUCUCCUCCACCGUCACCGUCGCCGCCGCCACGGCAGCUAGCAGCUCUUCACCAGAGCGACGCCGACGAGGACGACGAGAAUGUGAAGCAACUCGGAGAAUGUUCCUCUCUCUACUUGUCCUUGCAGGAUUGUCUUGUCAAUUACAACAGAAAUUGGAAAUCCUGCCAAAAGGAGGUUCAAGCUUUGAAGGCAUGCAAUGAGAGGAGAAGGAAGAUCAAUACCCAGAAGUGCGAAUUUAUGUAGUGAAGAUUGCAAUACACAAAUUCACUUCAGAACUGCAUCUUGUUAGUUAAAUUGAAUUGAGCAGAAUUGGUUUCCAAAUGAAGUACCUUCUUUCUUUUCUUCAUGCGUUUUCAUUCACCAAUUUGCGAGAAUUAUGUUGAU
This is a messenger RNA of Rubroshorea leprosula, 478 nucleotides long. Lineage: Eukaryota; Viridiplantae; Streptophyta; Magnoliopsida; Malvales; Dipterocarpaceae. The record is from the annotation of a GenBank genome assembly.